UACAAGGGGGGAGGGGAGGUCCUAAAUCAGUGGUUUUACUGCGUACGUACUUUAUGGAUGGCCCCUAAUAUUAUUAUACAUAUACUUGUUUGAAAUAAAUGGCUGUUGAAAACUGGAGUAAUUAUGACAAUUUAGUGCAGCAAUUUAAUUCGUCGUUGCAAGAUGAUAAAUUAAGAGAAAUUAUUUUUUGCUUAUGUAUGAUAACUUCAAAUGAUCGAAAUAAAACUGUUAUUAUUGGUAAGCAUCUAAAUAUAAAUAAACUUUUUGAUGUUAUUCAAAACCAGUCUAAAACUUCUUUCUCUGUAACAACUUUGGCAUUACCAGCUGACAAUUUACUUAGAAAUUUGCUUGAAGUAAUUCAUCCUCAAGAAAUUAUUUGUUCAUACAUUGAAUAUAUAGAAAAAAGUUUUUUAAUAAAUAAUGAACAUUUACAGCAAAUAUGUCUUUAUCAAAUUUAUCGUUUAGCAGAAGUAGAUACCGAUCGAUCUUUUUUUCUAUCACACCCUAAUCUUUUUAUUAUAAGUUUUCAUUAUUUAAAUAGCGAGUUUAUAAAUGUUGCCUGCUUGGCUAGAAAUAUACUUAAUAUACUUUUUAAAAGUAAAAAUAUUAAACCUGAAUGGAUGUUUUCAGAUGAAAUUCAGAAUGUUUGUAAAAGCUUAUUCAUAAGUGGUGCUAUAAAAAGAUUUCGAGUGUAUGAGGUUUUCUUUGACUUUUUAUUAAUAUAUGCAGACUAUUUAAGCAAUUGCACAUAUAUUCUUGAUAACUUGAUUAAUGAAAUUGUGGAUAAAAAAGAUAUUUUAUGUCAACUAAAUGGACUUGAAAUGUUAUUACAUCCUGCGUUUUUAAAUGAAAAUGGCAUAAAAUAUUUAUAUAGCAAAGGUAUUUACGAUUGGAUUUUGACUUUUGACUGUUCAAAUGACUCAUUGCAAGAUACAUUGCUACCAGGGAUUGUUAAACUUGUUGGAAAUAUUUGUGCUGAGUUUCCAAUCGAAAAUAAAAGUAAGUAUGAAAAGUUAGUUGGCAUCAUUUUUAAGCAUUUUGAAAAUUCUAAUUCAAGUUUAAGAUGUUUAUGUGCAGAAACUUUAUCAUUUAUUUGGUCAUGCUCAAAUGGACGUAAUUUACUUGUUAAUUCAAAUCUUGAUCGUUUGAAGUCAGUAAUGAAACAAUUUUUUUUGCUAAUAAAACAUGAAAACGAACAUAUUCAGAUAAGAGUACUUGCUGCUCUGAUUAAUAUUUUUAAUCAAGAUUUAAUGAAUCCAGAAAUCUCAUUGGUCUGUCAAACUUUAUAUAAAUGCCUUGAUCAAAAUGUUAUUUUGUUUCUUUUUAAUAUUGUAAAGCAACCUUUUUUGGAUAUCAGAUAUAAAGUUUUAAAUUUGAUGCUUAUUUUAUUGAAAUUCGAUUGGUUUGAACAAGAUGUUAUUUUCUGUCCAGGUUUUAUGGAGUACCUUUUGAAUCGAAAAACAGACCGUGAAAAUGAAGGAAAGCAAUUAAAGUACAAUAUUGUUAAGAAAUUAAUUUCUUCAACUGCUACGAAAAACAUUGGUACAGUAUUUCAUGAACGUUUAUUAAGAUAUGAUAAAGAAGGACCUUUUUUUAAUGAUGAAAAUGUUAUUGUUUCUUAUGAUUUUAUCAGCUGAUGAAUUCAAAUCCAAGAUUAUUUUUAAAUGUUUUAUGACAUAAAUUUCUGUAUCUAAUCUGCAUUUAAGAAAUUUUUCGAUAUAAAAAACA
Hydra vulgaris (swiftwater hydra) is the source of this 1728-nucleotide messenger RNA. Its product is annotated as 26S proteasome non-ATPase regulatory subunit 5. Gene Ontology annotation, biological process: proteasome assembly. The record is from RefSeq and is a predicted model, not a curated record. NCBI's taxonomy places the organism in Eukaryota, Metazoa, Cnidaria, Hydrozoa, Anthoathecata, Hydridae. Gene Ontology annotation, cellular component: cytosol.